Messenger RNA from Chlamydomonas reinhardtii, 2063 nucleotides. RefSeq lists its product as uncharacterized. Bases 433 to 1530 code for a protein of 365 amino acids. Gene Ontology annotation, cellular component: chloroplast. Gene Ontology annotation, molecular function: catalytic activity. The transcript is spliced from 11 exons. The record is from RefSeq and is a predicted model, not a curated record. NCBI's taxonomy places the organism in Eukaryota, Viridiplantae, Chlorophyta, Chlorophyceae, Chlamydomonadales, Chlamydomonadaceae.
GUCACAUCUGAAUCUUAAGUUUGAGGUGACCGCUUAGUCUAAAAUGAAGAGUUAUGCGGUUUACGGCGCUUCAGGAGAAAAAAGUCUGUGAGCGUGCACUGCGCUGCGCUGCCACCAUGGCUAGUCGCGUUCAAAGUUUCAAGAUAGAUUCAGCAUGAAAAUACGCUGCAGUCAAAGUUAAAGAAGGUCGCGGCAUGCACAGCGUACCGAGCAGUGCGCCGAGUGGGGAAGAGGGUUUACAUUGAUCAGUAGAACGUGCAUUAGCGGGCUCUACUCUUAGAACCACGUGCGGCCCAAGCCUAAACCCCCAAAAUGCUCUUGCAAAGCAUCUCUCCAACGCGCGCCAACUGGCCUGCCGUGGCCCAAAGGCAAUCUCGCUGUGCCCACAUCCCAAAGCAACGGCCCAGUAGUAACAAACGCGGUGCUAGCACAAUGGCCCACGCGCUCACCGACGUGACGAUGCUCACCGAUGUGUCACUUCCGAGCACAAACCAGGUGAGCCAGUUGGCUUAUGAGUUGGACGCCCGCAAUGGGCUCCAGCGGAUUAAGUACGAGGCCACAGGCUGGUACUACUGGGACUGGGAGGUCAACGGCCAGAAGCGCAAGGUGCACUACAUCAAGGCAGGCCGGACGGGUGACCCUGUGGUUGUGCUGGUGCACGGCUACGGCGCAUCGUCCUACCACUGGCGGUACAACGUGCCCGCGCUGGCGGAGGCAGGAUACCAGGUGUACGCAGUGGACCUGUUGGGGUUCGGCUACAGCGAAAAGGCGCGGGAGGACUACACCAACGGCGAGCUUUGGUCCAGCCAGGUGGCUGCGUUCAUCCGGGAGGUGGUGUCGCCGGCGGCGGGCGGGGCGCCCGUGGUGCUGGCCGGCAACAGCCUGGGCGGCUAUGUGUCGCUGGCUACCGCCGCCACCGAGGGCCCCGAGCUGGUGCGAGCGGUGGCCCUGCUCAACGGCGCCGGCCCCUUCAAGGAGAGCGAGGAGAAGGCGGCGGCGGAGGCGGCGGAGUGGGAGGAUGGCAACUGGUUCGCGGCGGCUAAGCGCAGCGUCGCAAACGCCGUCAAGCGUGGCGUCAUGUACUUUGCCUUCCUGCGCACCAAGACGCCUGAGCGCAUUCGCGAGGUACUCCAGAUGGUGUACGUGGACCACUCCUCUGUGGACGACGAUUUGGUCACCAGCAUCGAGAACCCCGCCAAGGACCCGGCCGCCAGCGAGGUGUUCUUCCUGGUGUCGCACUCCACCCGCGGCCCGCCCCGCUACGUGGACGGACUGCUUCAGCGGCUGCAGGUACCGCUGUUGCUGCUGUGGGGCGACAAGGACCCGUGGAUCACGCCCGCGCGGGCCCAAAAGAUCAUCAACCUGUACCCCUCCGCCGUCAAGGUGGGCCUCAACAGCGGCCACUGCCCGCACGACGACACGCCGGCAGAGGCCAACGCGGCGCUGCUCAACUGGCUGUCAGGCCUGCCGCCUGUGGGCGGGGCGAGCGCCACCGCCGCCAGGGGCACUGCGGGAGCGCGCAGCGCGUAGAGUAGCUCAGGCACCGAAUCCCCGACCGCAUGCACCUUUCAUGUUCGCGUAUGGAGGCGCAGCAGCAAUGGCUGCACGCCUGGGCCGCGUGUGUGGUGGCUCAGUUGUUGAAUGUAUGGCCGCGUGACCGUUGCUGGUUGAAGGUUGUUGGAAGAGAUGGGUCGGUCGUAUCGUAGGUGCAAGAACUUUUGGAUUGUUGUGCAACGUUCAAAAGUAACACAUGGCACGAGAGUUUGAUAGCGAGAAUACUCGAAGCUACAGUCGUUUUGUGAUGUUGGUUUACCGCAGGCAGGGGAUCUCUGUGCGAGAGGGGGGCUCUGGGCAUCCCCGAAGAACUGGAAGAACCACAGCGCUGGGUGAGGGUCGUUUACUGGACGGUUUACUGGAUACGGGUGUGUGGCAAGUCAGGGAAGAUGGCAAGCGCCGCUGUGUGGCAGUAUGGCACGGAGGGACCGUGCGGAGACACAUACUCCGAGGUCUUUCACCGAUUGCUCUGUUGCUGCUUUGCUUGUUGAAUGUAACGCAUUACUUGA